Molecule: messenger RNA, 603 nt
Organism: Caenorhabditis briggsae
Lineage: Eukaryota; Metazoa; Nematoda; Chromadorea; Rhabditida; Rhabditidae
Exons: 2
Coding region: 1-603 (200 amino acids)
Source: RefSeq, a predicted model, not a curated record
AUGGCGAAGCAAGCGAGCGAAGUUCUGAAUCAAAAAGUUGUUGACUUGGAAAAUCAAAAAGCUGAAGAUGAGAUCGGGAAAGAAAAAAUGCAGAUUCUGCAUCUGGAAAUUCAAGAAAAUAGAAGAGAAAUCAAAGAGUUCCAUGCAGAGAAUAUUCGGAUGAAAACGGAAAACGAAGUGAAGCAACAAAUGAUUCAACAGCUUCUGGAUAAAUUAUCCAGUGCCACGCCAUCAGGAAAUAGCUACAGUAAUCCACCUGCCACAACAUCUGGUCGGGACUACAAUAACCCAGUCAACUACCGUAGACCUGAAUCACCGUCUCUUGGAUCAAACUGCAGUAAUCCUCGGCAGCUUGUCGUCCGCAGUACCCCAGACUCUCCAUAUAACAGUAAUCCGGGAUCCGAAUGCUCUGAAUCCGACUACCGUAAUCCGGGAACUUCAAAUUGCAAAAUUUGUCGACACGAAUUAAAAUCUGACAAUCAAAUCUACAAAUGCUUCCAAUGCAGAUGCCCAUCUCAUACUAAUUGUGCCUCAAAUUGGCUCAAAACCCGCCAAGAGUGUCCGUCGUGCAAUGGAACAUUCCUCAAUUCCAACAGAAAUUGA